Papaver somniferum (opium poppy) is the source of this 681-nucleotide messenger RNA. RefSeq names its product F-box protein At3g07870-like. NCBI's taxonomy places the organism in Eukaryota, Viridiplantae, Streptophyta, Magnoliopsida, Ranunculales, Papaveraceae. The transcript has a single exon. The record is from RefSeq and is a predicted model, not a curated record. Bases 1 to 681 code for a protein of 226 amino acids.
AUGCAUGGAUUUGGUUACAGUACUUCAACCAAGGAGUACAAGGUUGUCAGCGUCUGCAAGUCUGGGAGAGACCCAAAUUUUGGAAUUCUGUAUGUCUACACUCUUGGCAGUGGCACUGGAUGGAGAUAUGUUAUGAAGAUGGACUAUGAUGUGUUAUUUCAUAAACAAAUUGGUGCAUUUGCGAAUGGAGCUGUUCAUUGGCUAGGUAAGGAAGGAACCAUUGUUGCCUUCGAUUUGGAUGAUGAAGAGUUCCGCAAACUUCCACCACCACCUUGUUUGCCACGAGAUGGUACUCGGCCAAGUUUUGGUACACUACUGGUUAUAGGCGAUGUUUUAUGCACAUAUUAUAAAUUUAAGAGAGGUAUUGAGAUAUGGUUUCUGAAGGAGAAUAUAAAUAAUACUGGGGAUGUGAUUUGGAGUCAAGAGUGUAGUCAUGUUAAUGUCAUACCGAUCACCUUUACAAAUAGUGGUUGCCUUCUAUGCUAUGAUUGUUGUGCUAAAAAUGUCUACCAUUACGUUCCCACGGUUUCAUCUUUCGACUUGCUUGGGAAUUUUGGGGGAAAUUUUCAAUUUGGAAUCCCUCACACGAACACCUUAGUGUCAUUGAAAGCAUUAGGAGAAGAAGAUACGAAACAGAUGGACAUGAAAGAGCAAGAUUUAGUGCGAGACAGAAAGCAGUAG